AUGGGCACGUCCGCGCUCUGGGCGCUCUGGCUGCUGCUGCUCGCGCUGUGCUGGGCGUCCGGGGAGAGCGACGCCACCGGAGCAGGAAGAAAAGCCAAAUGUGAAACUAACCAAUUCCAGUGCACAAAUGGCCGCUGCAUCACACUGUUGUGGAAAUGCGAUGGGGAUGAGGACUGUGCUGAUGGCAGUGACGAAAAGAACUGUGAGAAGAAGACGUGUGCCGAGUCUGACUUUGUAUGCAACAAUGGCCAGUGUGUCCCCAGCCGAUGGCAGUGCGAUGGGGAUCCCGACUGUGAAGAUGGCUCUGAUGACAGCCCAGAACAGUGCCAUAUGAGAACGUGCCGCACAAAUGAAAUCAGCUGUGGCGCCCACUCUACUCAGUGUAUCCCAGAGUCCUGGCGAUGCGAUGGUGAGAAUGAUUGUGACAGUGGAGAAGAUGAAGAAAACUGUGGCAACGUAACGUGCAGCGCUGAUGAGUUCACUUGUUCCAGCGGCCGCUGCAUCUCCAGGAACUUUGUGUGCAACGGCCAGGAUGACUGUAACGAUGGCAGUGACGAGCUCAACUGUGCCCCACCGUCCUGCGGUGCCCACGAGUUCCAGUGCAGCGCCUCCUCCUGCAUCCCCCUCAGCUGGGUGUGUGACGACGAUGCCGACUGCUCGGACCAGUCUGAUGAGUCCCUGGAGCAGUGUGGCCGCCAGCCCGUGAUUCACACCAGGUGCCCAGCCAGUGAGAUCCAGUGUGGCUCUGGCGAGUGCGUCCACAAGAAGUGGCGGUGUGACGGAGACUCGGACUGCAGGGAUGGCAGCGAUGAGGUCAACUGUCCUUCUCAAACCUGCCGGCCAGACCAGUUUGAAUGUGAGGAUGGGAGCUGCAUCCAUGGCAGCAGGCAGUGUAAUGGCAUCCGAGACUGUAUCGACGGUUCUGACGAAGUCAACUGCAAAAAUGUCAAUCAGUGCUUGGGCCCCGGAAAGUUCAAGUGCAGAAGCGGGGAAUGCAUAGACAUCAUUAAAGUAUGUAACCAGGAACAGGACUGCAGGGACUGGAGUGACGAGCCCUUGAAAGAAUGUCAUGUAAAUGAAUGUUUGGUUAACAAUGGCGGAUGCUCCCAUAUCUGCAGAGACUUGGUUAUAGGCUAUGAAUGUGACUGUGCAGCUGGGUUUGAGCUGAUAGACAGGAAAACCUGUGGAGAUAUUGACGAAUGCCAAAAUCCGGGAAUCUGCAGUCAAAUUUGUAUCAACUUAAAAGGCGGUUACAAGUGUGAAUGUAGUCGUGGCUAUCAGAUGGAUCUUGCCACUGGCGUGUGCAAGGCUGUAGGGAAAGAGCCAAGUCUGAUCUUCACUAACCGCAGAGACAUCAGGAAGAUUGGCUUAGAGAGGAAAGAAUAUAUCCAACUAGUGGAGCAGCUAAGGAACACGGUGGCUCUCGAUGCUGACAUUGCUGCCCAGAAGCUAUUCUGGGCUGAUCUGAGCCAAAAGGCCAUCUUCAGCGCCUCCCUUGAUGACAAGGUUGGUAGACAUGUUAAAAUGAUCGACAAUGUCUAUAAUCCUGCAGCCAUUGCUGUUGAUUGGGUGUACAAGACCCUCUACUGGACUGACGCGGCUUCUAAGACUAUUUCAGUAGCUACCCUGGACGGAACCAAGAGGAAGCUCCUGUUUAACUCGGACUUGCGAGAGCCUGCCUCCAUAGCCGUGGACCCCCUGUCUGGAUUUGUGUAUUGGUCAGACUGGGGUGAGCCGGCUAAAAUAGAAAAAGCAGGAAUGAAUGGAUUUGACAGACGGCCGCUGGUGGCAGUGGAUAUCCAGUGGCCUAACGGAAUUACACUUGACCUCAUAAAGAGCCGUCUCUAUUGGCUGGAUUCCAAGUUGCACAUGUUAUCCAGUGUGGACUUGAACGGCCAAGAUCGGAGGAUAGUGCUCAAGUCUCUGGAGUUCCUGGCCCAUCCUCUCGCACUAACGAUAUUUGAGGAUCGUGUCUACUGGAUAGAUGGGGAAAAUGAAGCCGUCUAUGGUGCCAAUAAAUUCACUGGGUCGGAGCUGGCCACUCUAGUAAACAACCUCAAUGAUGCCCAAGACAUCAUUGUCUAUCAUGAGCUCGUCCAGCCAUCAGGUAAAAAUUGGUGUGAAGAAGACAUGGAGAAUGGAGGAUGUGAAUACCUAUGUCUGCCAGCACCACAGAUUAAUGACCACUCCCCAAAAUACACAUGCUCCUGUCCCAACGGGUACAACCUACGGGCAAAUGGCCGGGAGUGCCAAAGGAUCAACAUGACCACAGCAGUAUCGGAGGUCAGUGUUCCCCCAAAAGGGACUUCUGCUGCCUGGGCCAUCCUUCCCCUCUUGCUCUUAGCCAUGGCAGCCGUAGGUGGCUACUUGAUGUGGCGGAACUGGCAACACAAGAACAUGAAAAGCAUGAACUUUGACAAUCCUGUGUACUUGAAGACCACUGAAGAGGACCUGUCUAUAGACAUCGGUAGACACAGUGCUUCAGUUGGACACACGUACCCAGCAAUAUCAAUUGUAAGCACAGAUGAUGAUCUAGCUUGA
Messenger RNA from Pipistrellus nathusii (Nathusius's pipistrelle), 2541 nucleotides. The record is from the annotation of a GenBank genome assembly. NCBI's taxonomy places the organism in Eukaryota, Metazoa, Chordata, Mammalia, Chiroptera, Vespertilionidae.